Molecule: messenger RNA, 1110 nt
Organism: Iphiclides podalirius (scarce swallowtail)
Lineage: Eukaryota; Metazoa; Arthropoda; Insecta; Lepidoptera; Papilionidae
Source: the annotation of a GenBank genome assembly
AUGCCUUACGAAUUCGCACACUUCCUUGACUUUCAUCUUUACGAUAUAUUUUUCUUACUUCAAGAUUUGGCUAAAAGGCUGUUCUUGGAUGGUGACAAAUUACUUCAAAAUCAAAAAUCACAUAAGUUCAGUCCAAUAGAGCUGCAUGCAAUAAGUGAGAGAUUUAAAAUGGCAUGCCCACCAACAGAAAAACUAGAUCAAAUGUAUGACUUUAGCCACAUUUUAGAUUUUUGUUCACAAGUGACUUCUCUCAGUAUUGAAGGAAGCUAUGAAAACAUGGGCACAAGCAAUAUAAUACCAAAUGACCUGAAGUUUGACCUUAUACCAUUCAAGACAUUGAUGGAUUUAAAAAUUAUUGGGGUGCCAAUGGCAUGCAUUCAAAGUGUUGGUAGUCUUCGAGAAACACUUGCCAGUCUAUCGGUGCUAAUAGCUAGCGUUGUGUCGCUCAAUGAAUUCUUGCUCGUUGACGUGCUGCAUAAAGACCCAUCUAGCAUUGCUGAGACUGUGGAUUUAAGGCUUGAGACGUGGAAGAAGCUGUCUGUUAUAAAUUUCGCGAGCAACAACAUCGAGAGCGUCGAUUGGGCGAUAAAACUCGUACCGAGACUGCAGCACCUCUCUCUCUCUUCCAACCGUCUGACCGAGCUCUGCGAUAUAUCUUGCCUCCACGAGCUGCGUGUCCUCAACCUAUCCAUGAACAGUUUCUCGCUGUGCGAGAACUGGCACGCGAAGAUCGGGAACGUGGUAAAAAUCGACCUCUCGCAGAACAAGGUCGUUUCGCUGGUCGGCUUCUCGCGUCUCUACUCCCUGGAGAGUCUGGACCUGAGUUGUAACCUAAUAACGGACGUAGAGGAGGUGCAGCACAUAUGCAAGCUACCCUGUUUGGAGUAUCUGUGGCUGACCGCCAACCCAGUCGCCUCGUCCAUAGACUACAGGGUGAAGGUCAUAGAGCAGUUCGACGCGCGAAUGGCCGAAUUGUGUCUGGACAACGAGAAACCCUCCGAGAAGGAACUGGACACGGCGAGGGUGCUCCAAGCCCUGAGGAUCGUCAAGGAGGGGAAGACACCAAGCUUUCUGGAGAACACCAACACGAGCCACAGUUUCCACAAGAGU